UAUCAAAGAGGAGGGGCUCAGAAGCUUUAUCCUUCCCCACCAGGUAGGAGUUAAUGGUUACAAACAGACCACUGCAGUGGUUGUCUUUCAUGUGAAGGCAUGCAAAAAGAAAGGAAGAAAUGAUGAAAACAUGGAUGCAAUACAGAAACGAAUGAAAAAUCUGAGGACAAAUAUUUGUUUCCUGAAACAGCUCAGGGGCAUGCUCAACAAAACAGGGAAAACUACGCAAAAAUAACGAGAUUUAAAAUAAGAGAGUUCUGGCUCAGUGAGAGAUCACUGAGGGAAAAGCAGUGCAUUUCACUUGCAGUAAACCCCGAAGUCAACAAAAACAGCCAGAGACAGAAGAAAAGCUAAGGGCUUUCAUUGACACUGACCUUUGAGUAACCCAGUUUGGAGCUUUCCAUGUCCGGUGGGAGGGGAGACAGUGUGUCUGUGUGUGUGUGUGUGUGAGAGAGAGUGUGGGCUCUUAUUUUUUCCCCUCAGAGAGAUCUCUUGUAACAGAUCGGAAAGAGCAGAGCAGAGCGCUGAGGCACGACACCGCGUCUCGCAGGGCAGCGGGGCUCACGGCUGGUUCCCCCCGAGGAGCGGCUCGCCGUCCGCAGGCAUGAACGACAUCAAGCUGGCCCUGCUGGGCAGCGAGGGAGCGGGAAAGUCAGCGGUCUUAGUGCGGUUCCUGACCAAGCGGUUCAUUGGAGAGUACGCCUCCAAUUCCAAUUCCUUAUACCGUAAAAGGCUCUCAAUCGACGGCAGACAGUUGAACCUGGAGGUCUUUGAUCCAUGUUCUCAGGGUGCAGAGAGCAGGUGCAUUCUGGAGGAGCCAGUGAAGUGGGCAGAUGGCUUCAUUGUGGUGUACAACAUCAGCGACCGCUCCUCAUUCUUCAGCGCCCAAAAUAUCCUGUGUCAGAUCAGGGAGGCGCGUGCAGAGAGCUGCAAGGGGGAAACAGACGUACCCGUAUACCUGGUGGGAAACAAGCAGGACCUCUGCCACGCCCGGCAGGUGUGUGAGGAAGAGGCCCGCUCCGUGGCCCAGGAGCACCGGUGCCUCUUCCAGGAGGUGUCGGCAGCGGAGGACUAUCAGGAGAUCGCAAACCUCUUCACCAAGCUCAUCCGUCAGGUGAUGGAGCACCUGAAACUCCGGGCCGAUCGGCGCCGCUACAGCGGCUCCAAGUCCAUGGCCAAGCUCAUCAACAACGUCUUCGGCAAGAGGAGGAAGUCCGUCUGAGAGCGGUGUGGAAAUCGGCACUGCGCCCCCUGGUGGAUAGUGGCACUUCCAGAUAGAGGCCUCUUGUGACCAGAACACUCCAGUGGAAAUCGAAUGCCUUAAAACUCAAGGAGAAAGACAUUCUUGGAUAGCUGGAAUGGAAGACCCUGGACAAUUCAUAGUUCAGUGAGAUCUGCAGAGCUGUGUGGAGUAACUACACAUCACAGACAUAUCACUCUUAAGACAAAUUGCUGAGAGCAUUGUAUUAUUCUGUGUUUUCUCAAAUAAUAACUGACCUUCUCAUUUUUAUAUUCAUACAUUAAGCUUUUUUUUAGUGUACUUUAAUUGUUCAUCUCACAUAAUAUGUCAAUUAUAAUUGAAAUAUCUUUGCUAUGUUAAUGAUGUGCUGAAGAAGUAUGUUUCCAUUUUAUAUGAUCAAUAUUUGCUAAAAUGAAUGCCUUAGACAAAGAAAUGCCAUUCAACUUCUGUUCAGAGCUUGAUGGUGUCAUUGAAUGACCCCAUUGUAUGUGAAAUUAAAAAGAAACGAAAACCCUUGGAACUGUCUGAACAAGCACACAGAAGGCUGGUAUUCAGACAAACAUUUGAACUCCUUCAAAAAGAAUAAUAAUAAUACAUCCAAAAUUCUUCUUUGUUAACUCAAGUGAAAGCAGAAAGUCCAGGGAAAUGUUUCAGUCCCUCUCCACUCAAUAGAGUAAUGAGGUGGGAUUUGUGGGUAAAUUACUGAAAACUGCACAUUAAUCUUCAAGUAUAUCUCUGUACAGAAUCUGCCAUGGCAUCCUAUGUUGUAACUUUAGGUGAAACCAAAUUUCUGUUUGGAAUUCUGUUAUGGAAUUCCCCAUAUCACUAUAAAGGAACACUUUUACAGUAGGCCUUUUUGUUGCAUGUAUAUAUAAUUGCAGAGAUAUCAUCUAUAAUUGCAGUUUCACAAUGGGGAAGUUUCCCAUAUUAGUGCAUUGGCUCUUAACUUUCUACAAACAGUACUGCCAUUGUACUUUACACUGGGAUCAUACAAACAUUCCCUUUAUAAACAAACAUUGACCAUUUUUUUGGUAAAUUAUAUUGAGAUAACUAUGCAUGGUGCCUUACUGACAUUGUAAAAUUAAAAUGCUAAAUUCUUCAUCAGA
Anguilla rostrata (American eel) is the source of this 2346-nucleotide messenger RNA. Its product is annotated as ras-related and estrogen-regulated growth inhibitor-like protein. Lineage: Eukaryota; Metazoa; Chordata; Actinopteri; Anguilliformes; Anguillidae. The transcript has 5 exons. Gene Ontology annotation, molecular function: GTP binding; GTPase activity. The coding region runs from base 605 to 1222 and encodes 205 amino acids. The record is from RefSeq and is a predicted model, not a curated record.